CGGAAGUUUCGGGAAGUGUGAGGAAAGCGGUCCGUCGAUAAACACAGACCGCCGACGUUGCGUACAGACGACGUGUGAAGGUGUAAAAUAAACAUUAAAUAAUUCAACGCUUUUUGAAAUCAUGCCCCCAGGUAAGAAUUUUAGGAGGAGGAAGGAAUCAUCCGACGAGGAAGAUGAUGAGACAAAAGCCGUGGUCAGGUCCAAACUGGGUGAAGCCAAGGAGCUUCAAAGUUUACGAAAAAGGCAACAUGGCGUAAGCAUUGCUACGUUACUUGUAGGAGAUACGCUUCAUUUGGAGGCUGAGCUCGAGGACGACCCAUUUAAACUGAAGACUGGAGGUGUUGUUGACAUGAAGAAAGUGAAAGACAGAAAUCGAGACAUGACAGCAGAUGAAAACGACCUGAAUCUUGGUACCUCCUUUUCUGCUGAGACUAACAGACGAGAUGAAGAUGCAGACAUGAUGAAGUACAUUGAGACCGAAUUAAAGAAAAAGAAAGGCAUGGUGGAGGCGGAAGAGCAGAAAGUGAAGGUGAAGAAUCCAGAGGACCUCCUGUAUGAGCUUCCAGAAAACAUCCGUGUCAAUUCUGCCAAAAAGACAGAAGAGAUGUUGUCCAAUCAGAUGCUGAGUGGAAUUCCAGAGGUGGAUCUGGGGAUAGAUGCAAAAAUAAAGAACAUCAUCAGUACAGAAGAAGCCAAAGCAAAGCUGCUUGCUGAGCAGAGGAAUAAAAAGAAGGACAGCGGGACCUCCUUUGUUCCCACGAACAUUGCUGUGAAUUACGUCCAGAAAACGCAUAAUCGCUUCUAUCAUGAGGAUGUAAACGCUCCCCAGAGACGACACAGAGAAGAACCCAAAGCCAGGCCACUACGAGUAGGAGACACCGAGAACCCAUUACCUGAGACUUCACCACCCAAUUACCGCAAGAGGCCAAAUAAUGAGAAGGCCACAGAUGACUACCACUAUGAGAAAUUCAAGAAGAUGAACCGAAGAUACUAAUCCUCCACCUUCGCUUCACAGCCACCUAGUUGGACACUUUUUUUUUUUCCCCCCUGUAAAAUGAGAGAUGUAAAUAUUUGACAUGCAGUUGUAAUAAUUUUACAAUAAAACUCCCCCCAAAACAUUGGUCAUCUUUGCAAACUUUAUAAAAUAGAACAUUUUGUUUUCAUAAUAAUGUACUCUGCACCAU
Molecule: messenger RNA, 1184 nt
Organism: Sinocyclocheilus grahami
Lineage: Eukaryota; Metazoa; Chordata; Actinopteri; Cypriniformes; Cyprinidae
Exons: 9
Coding region: 122-994 (290 amino acids)
Biological process (GO): mRNA splicing, via spliceosome
Cellular component (GO): spliceosomal complex
Source: RefSeq, a predicted model, not a curated record